Molecule: messenger RNA, 4843 nt
Organism: Ornithorhynchus anatinus (platypus)
Lineage: Eukaryota; Metazoa; Chordata; Mammalia; Monotremata; Ornithorhynchidae
Gene: NR5A2
Product: nuclear receptor subfamily 5 group A member 2
Exons: 8
Coding region: 192-1817 (541 amino acids)
Biological process (GO): regulation of transcription by RNA polymerase II; tissue development; hormone-mediated signaling pathway
Cellular component (GO): RNA polymerase II transcription regulator complex
Molecular function (GO): RNA polymerase II cis-regulatory region sequence-specific DNA binding; nuclear receptor activity; zinc ion binding
Source: RefSeq, a predicted model, not a curated record
CAGAGUCCAGUGAAAGACUUGCUUGUUACUUUCUGAAUUCUUGGAUAUUUUUUUUUUUGCUUUUCGCUAACUUUCACUGAAGGUUACUGUAGUCUGUGCGCCAAGGCCAGAAAAUUUGACAGGCUGCACCUUUUGUUAUACUCAAUGGUAUAUGCCUUAAUUCCAAGGGUAAUCUAUAAUUGUAUUUAAGAAUGUCUUCUAGUUCUGAUUCUAACGACGUACAGGAAUCUAUAAAACAUGGAUUUACAACUAUGGGUGCUGGGCUCCCGGACGGACACGGACCCCCGACCCCGGCCCGCGGCCGUCCGGUCAUGCUGCCUAAAGUGGAGACAGAAGCGCUGGGUCUCGCCCGAUCGCAUGGGGACCAGGGGCCGAUGCCGGAAAACAUGCAAGUGUCUCAGUUUAAAAUGGUGAAUUAUUCUUACGAUGAAGAUCUCGAAGAACUCUGUCCAGUCUGUGGAGAUAAAGUGUCCGGGUACCAUUAUGGGCUUCUCACCUGUGAGAGUUGCAAGGGCUUUUUUAAACGAACAGUCCAGAAUAACAAAAGAUAUACAUGCAUAGAGAAUCAAAACUGUCAGAUUGACAAAACCCAGAGAAAGCGUUGCCCUUACUGCCGAUUUCAAAAAUGUCUAAGUGUUGGAAUGAAGUUAGAAGCUGUAAGGGCUGACCGAAUGCGUGGGGGAAGAAAUAAGUUCGGACCAAUGUACAAGAGAGACAGGGCUCUGAAACAACAGAAGAAAGCUCUGAUCCGAGCAAAUGGACUCAAACUGGAAGCCAUGACGCAAGUGAUCCAAGCGAUGCCCACCGACCUGACAAUAUCUUCUGCAAUUCAGAAUAUCCACUCUGCCUCCAAAGGCCUACCUCUGAACCAUACUGCCUUGCCUCCUACGGACUAUGACAGAAGUCCCUUUGUCACCUCUCCUAUUAGUAUGACAAUGCCACCUCAUGGCAGCCUGCAAGGUUACCAAGCCUAUGGACAUUUUCCAAGCCGAGCCAUCAAGUCUGAGUACCCUGACCCUUACACUAGCUCUCCAGAGUCAAUAAUGGGCUACUCAUACAUGGAUAGUUACCAGACCAGUUCUCCCGCAAGUAUCCCUCAUCUGAUACUGGAACUCUUGAAGUGUGAGCCUGAUGAGCCUCAGGUCCAGGCAAAAAUCAUGGCAUAUUUGCAGCAAGAACAAGCCAACAGAAGCAAACACGAAAAGCUCAACACCUUCGGGCUUAUGUGUAAAAUGGCCGACCAAACCCUCUUCUCCAUUGUUGAGUGGGCCAGGAGUAGCAUCUUUUUCAGAGAACUGAAGGUUGAUGAUCAAAUGAAGCUACUUCAGAACUGCUGGAGUGAACUCUUAAUUCUCGAUCACAUUUACCGACAAGUGGUACAUGGGAAAGAAGGUUCAAUCUUUCUGGUUACUGGGCAACAAGUGGAUUAUGCAGUAAUCGCCGCCCAGGCUGGGGCCACCUUAAAUAGCCUCAUGAGCCACGCCCAGGAGCUAGUGGCAAAACUCCGUUCUCUGCAAUUCGACCUGCGAGAGUUCGUGUGUCUGAAAUUCCUGGUGCUCUUUAGUUUAGAUGUCAAAAACCUUGAGAACUUCCAGCUGGUGGAAGGGGUGCAGGAGCAAGUGAAUGCUGCUUUGCUGGAUUACAUAAUGUGCAACUACCCCCAGCAGACAGACAAGUUUGGGCAGUUGCUCCUUCGGCUCCCAGAGAUCCGGGCCAUCAGCAUGCAGGCCGAAGAAUACCUCUACUACAAACACCUGAACGGGGAUGUGCCCUGUAAUAAUCUGCUCAUCGAAAUGCUGCACGCCAAGAGGGCAUAAAAUCCUGCGUCCUCUCAGCGCUUCUGCUUUCAAAAGAGAAAGAAAGACGGGGAGAGAGGAAGGGAGGGAGGAAGAAGGAAAGUCAUACUCUGAUUGCUCCAAGCAACGCGGAUGAAAAACUUGGUUUUAAGACAUUGAAAAGUGGUAGAAUAAUCCAAUACUUAAUAGUCAGUAAGUGAUGUAUCAGGGUAUUUGUAUUGCAAACUGUGAAUCAAUCCCCAAUGAAUCCACAUGGGACCUUGCGAUGGGAUGGAAUGUGCUCGUUGCGGGGGGGGAGGGGGGAGGGGCAUACCAUCGCUGGGGCAGCAAGGAAGGACCGAACAAUUCUUGUAUAUUUAAACUGAUCUCCACGAUGAAGAAACUUAGGAACAAACUGGUCUGUGAUAUUAAGCUGGCAGAGAAGGAAAUCUGCACGCGCUAGAUUCCUUCAUUGCUAGAGGGAGUGAAGACAAAUUGCAAGGAUGCAAGCCACUCCUACGAUAGAGUCGGAACUCUCCUUCCAAGAAGCCAACACCUACUCUCCUAUGAUCACGGCUGGGGUCUCUAUGCAGGAAUCGGAAAGGAAGACCCAGGUUGGGCCACCUUCUCGAGGUCUGGGUCCGAAGCCUGCCAAUUGGUGAAAAGAACAGUCCGUCCUUAAGUUAGUUCGCCAUUCUUAAUGUGGUCUAGAGUUUGCUUUGUCACAUGUUCACAUUGUUGAAACCGGGCAGUAUCCCCCUUCUGGUCUCCGGGAGCAUCAUUAAGGGGUGAGGCCUCAAACAUCUGGGGCAGCUGCUCCAACGCUUCACCCCAAUUUGAUCUGAUUUCUUGUCCGAUGUCUUAGGUACAGCCGUAAGCUGCCAUUAUUUCGAUCGUUCUCUUAUUCUUGCUGAAAGGCCUGUGAGGGCAGCAGAAAAUUGGUCGUCUAACAUCGUGUCUGUGGUACAGUUGAAAAUAAAGUUUUUCUGUAAAUUCAGAUCAUCUCAUUUCUAAAUCCUUCCAGUCAACAUUACAGCAUGUGAAAGCAGGCAAAGCUGACUGAUAUCAAAGAGCUUUGUGGCUUCAGUCAUCACACAUGGUAAAAACCCAUGGCAAAGAAGGGGCACUUACCAUUUGUCCAGGAAAAGAAAAAUAAAGUUCAGUAACUAAAGUCUUUGCAAAGGAAAAAGAAGAGGGAUACUGCCACUUCUAAGUAGACCAAAGUCUGCUGCAGAACAAAUACUGGAGAACAAACAAUUCCAAAAAUCCCUUUCCAAACGAAGAUAUCAGUAUUAUUAUUAACAUUAUAAUGCACAGUUAUGAAAGUCUUGCCUUAUUUCACUUUCCUAAAAGGUAACUGUGCAGGUGUGGAACAACAUCCAUUUAGAAUAAAGUAUUGAUGCUUUAAAUUCAAUUAAAACCUAGUGUUUACAUUCUUUAGGUCCUGUGGGGAAAGACUGUGAUACGACAAAUUGCAAAGCAGUGAUUUCCUUAAUGUUGCUUUCUGAUUGGUAAUUAUUUUACCAGUACUUAAUUACUGUAUGUCGUGAGACACUAAAAUCAAAAAGGGAAUCUCAUUUAGACUUUAAUUUUUUUUGAGAUUAUUGGCUGCACAAUCACUUGUAGAAACUGUAAAAACUCCUAGUCCCUUAAUUUUUUUUUCAUAAAGAAUGCUGGCUUUUGAAUAGUUUAUUUAUAUUGUAUAUCAUAGUUUCAACUGUAGACAAUUAUGAUGCUAAUUUAUUGUUCCUUGGUUUCACCUUUGUAUAAGAUAUAGCCAGAAUGAAGAAGCCAAAUAUAUGUGUUUACUGUAGCAUGUUUUCAAGUUAGUGGAACAUAGUUCAGGGACAUACAAGGGUCUUUAUGAAUUCAAAUCAUUCACUUGAUUAAAUGUCUGUAAAUCCUUGAUCCUUAAUGUAGUUUAUUUAAAAUCUAUUGUAAAUGAUGUGACUUGUAGCUUCCUCUGUUUCAAGUGAACUUAACAAGGGGCACUCAUAUCUUAAAUUCUUUUCCAAGCAUUGUACAUUGUAUACCAAAGACAUCAAUUAGUACUUCUGUAGUAGUACAAAAGAGAUUAUUUUAUCGCCUGUAUUAACCAGCUCUAAUACGCUGUCCGAGUGUAGGGUACAAACCUAGCUAAGCUUAGCUCCUGCCGCUCUUUGUCGUGUGUCCCCAGUGUCACACCAAGCCGCUAGCAUUUUCCUGUUCAAAAGAAAGAAAGAAAAAAAAAAGGAUUCCAUCAGAUUGUCCAAACUAGUAGAUCAGUAAUGGGUGAAUAUGUCACCUGCUUUGCAGCCCAGCUCCGUGUCUUCUGGGUGGCCCAGGGGAGCAGAGGUGUUACCAAAAGGCAGGAAAGUGGUCAGAAGAUGACUGCACGAUAUGGGUAGAGAAGUCUUUUCUUUUUUGACAUUUCAAGCAAACACAUUACAUUCUGUAAGUUCUGAAUAUUUUUUAAUGGAAAAAAAAAUCCAGUGAGCCUCACUGAAUAUCACAGCUUAAAAAAAAAAAUCAAAUAGUCAUGUCUUGUUAACUCUACAUGGAGAGCCAUGAUCUCAGUAAAGAGGAAAUGAGGAAAGAGGGUCUGAAAGACAAACCCUAGUGAACAUCUGCAUCCACAACGAUGUUCUUGCAGGUUCAGAACCAGGAUGGAAAUUAUCUAGUAUCUGCGGUUCCAAGAACCCCUCUGGCUUGCCCCAGGUUUGCAAACUCAAUUUCUCUAAUGUUAAUUGUUAACCACUUUGUAACUGGACAUUUACUUAUUAUUGCCUUAUCGAUUACAGGAUGUGUUAGUAAAAGAGUAAAAUACAAAGGUUUUGGCUUUGGCUGGUUUAUUAUAGUUGUUCCAUGUUUGUAAACAGACAAUCUGUAAUGUCUGAAUAUUUGUAUUACAGAUGUUCUGCAGCUGCCUUGGAUUUGAAUCCAUGCAACGUUAGAGUGUGCAGUUAGUUACUUGUUGAAGUUCUCUUACUGUAUCAGUGAAAUACAUAUUGUCAUGUCACUUCUUGCCAGGAGUUUCUCAACACCGAUGGAUUUUUUUUUCAGUAUUUCAAUAAAUAUUGAUAUCCCCA